GGAUGGAAAAGACAUGGAUUCUAUUGCUAUUUCAUAGGUGAAGAAACUUCCACAUUUUCAGAAGCCAACUCCACUUGCAAUACACAUACAGCAUUUUUGAUGACAGUGGAAGACAGAUUUGAACAGGCCUAUCUAACAAGUCUGAUUGGGCUUAGACCAGAGAAAUAUUUCUGGACAGGACUCUCAAACAUGGAAGAAAAGGAGACUUUCAAAUGGACCAACAAUGAGAGGGUUUUGUACACUCACUGGGAUGCUGAGAGCCCAGGGAGAAAACAUGGUUGUGUUGUGAUGAGAACUGGAAACAAAGGCGGGUUGUGGGAUGUUGUCAACUGUGAUGAGAAAGUUAAGUUUGUCUGCAAGAAAUGG
Messenger RNA from Staurois parvus, 366 nucleotides. Lineage: Eukaryota; Metazoa; Chordata; Amphibia; Anura; Ranidae. The record is from the annotation of a GenBank genome assembly.